Messenger RNA from Ziziphus jujuba (common jujube), 2932 nucleotides. Its product is annotated as kinesin-like protein KIN-14U. The record is from RefSeq and is a predicted model, not a curated record. The coding region runs from base 590 to 2581 and encodes 663 amino acids. The transcript is spliced from 11 exons. NCBI's taxonomy places the organism in Eukaryota, Viridiplantae, Streptophyta, Magnoliopsida, Rosales, Rhamnaceae. Gene Ontology annotation, biological process: microtubule-based movement. Gene Ontology annotation, molecular function: ATP binding; microtubule motor activity; microtubule binding.
CUCCUGUCUGGAAAACUACUUUACAAUUCUGUUUUUGAUCUAAACCAUCCUAAAAAUAAAAAAAUAAAAAAAAAGAGAGAAAAAAAAAUUAAAUGAAAAAGAAAAAGAAAGAAUCUUUAAAACAACAUGUUCUAUUGGCUCAGUGAACCUUCAACCGCAUAAGAACUUUCAAUUCCUAAUCAGGGGUCCUUGGAGUAUUCAAUCAUUGAAAGCAACCCAUACCCACUUACUUUUUUUUUUUUUCAUUUGGAGGUUUUCAAAAUUUUCCUCAAAGUUCUUGAAAAUCUGUGCUUAGUUUCCGACUUGUUGCUUUAUCUCUUGCUAAAAUCCUGCCGGGUUUUUGGUGUUAUAUAUAUAUAUAUAUAUAUAUUAUUAUACUUAAAACGAUGCAAGUGUAGCUUUAUAUCUGCUAUUUUUAAUUUUCACUUUUUGAUUACUGGGUAUUGUUAUAGAGAUUUUUACUCAUCUUAACUGGCAUGGUAGUGGGUUCUUGAACUUUUAAAGUCCACAAAUUUAUUAGUGUGUUUUGAGAUUCUAUUUGCAUUUGCUUCAAAAAGGUGAACUGUUUUGCCUUGCGGUUGCCUGAGAAAUGUUCAUUUCCAUCGAAAAUGAACAGAUCUCGUUGUCUUCAGCUAAUCUAAAAGUGUCCUUGAAUACAUCGCCAAUGGAAUCAAACCCAGAUUCCCUUGAUGGUCUUCCACCAGUUUCCGAUUUGCUUGACUCCCCUCCUCUUCCCACCAUUUAUACCGAUGUCAAUGUUGUUCCCGAGCAGGAAAAGAAUGAGCUCCAGCAGUCCAUAUCAAGUCUGGAAGGGGAAAUUGCUCAGUUGAGGCUGAAGGAAAAGCUGUGGAAUGACAAAAGGAGAGAAGCAUUGAAUAAGAUAUUAGACAUCAAAGGCAGCAUUCGAGUAUUUUGUCGAGUUCGGCCAUUUUUAUUGAUGGACAGGAUAAGAACUCGACAACCUAUUUCCACCGGAUCGGAGAAGAUUGUAGUCAGGUCAGGUGGAACCAGAAAAGAAUUUGAAAUGGACAAGGUUUUUCCUCAAGAAGUAAGCCAAGAGGAUGUUUUUGUUGAGGUGGAACCAAUUCUGAGAUCUGCACUUGAUGGGCAUAAUGUGUGUGUUUUUGCUUAUGGUCAAACUGGCACCGGCAAGACAUUUACAAUGGAUGGGACAAAUGAGCAGCCUGGGAUUGCUCCUCGAGCUCUUAAAGAGCUCUUUCAUCAAGCCUCUUUGGAGGGCACAUCUUCUUUAACGUUUUCAAUGAGCAUGUUGGAGGUUUACAUGGGCAGUCUCAGAGAUCUACUGGCUCCAAGACCAACCUCUAGAGCAUAUACUGUGACAAGAUGCAAUCUUAACAUUCAAACAGAUCCAAAGGGAUUGGUGGAAAUUGAAGGUCUUACGGAAGUGCAAAUCCCAGAUUAUGCUAAAGCAAGAUGGUGGUAUAAUAGGGGGAGGCGAGCGAGAUCUACUUCAUGGACUAAUGUGAAUGAGGCAUCCAGCAGGUCUCACUGCUUAACAAGGAUCACCAUUUUCCGACGUGGGGAUGAUUCCGAAGCUAAACCAGAAGUAAGCAAACUGUGGAUGGUUGAUCUUGGAGGAAGUGAACGAUUGUUGAAAACAGGAGCUAGUGGACUAACACUUGAUGAGGGAAGGGCCAUAAAUCUCUCCCUUUCAGCAUUGGGUGAUGUAGUUGCUGCUUUAAGAAGGAAGCGGGGUCAUGUUCCUUACAGGAAUAGUAAGCUAACUCAAAUUCUCAAAGAUUCAUUAGGUGAUUCUUCAAAGGUGUUGAUGCUUGUGCAUGUCAGCCCAUUUGAAGAAGAUGUAGGUGAGACAAUUUGUUCUUUGUGCUUCGCAAAGAGAGCAAGAGCAGUAGAGUCCAAUAGAGAACUGCCGGAGGAUGUGAAGAAGCAAAAAGAGAAAAGGGUUAAGGAGCUUGAAGAUGACAUGAGAGAAGCCGAACAAGAAUGCCAAAAAGUCAAGUAUCAAAUAGAGAAGGCUGAAUUCUUGUUAACCAAAAACAAAAAACUUUACUCAACCACUUGUGACAUUCUUGAAGAUGAGGUAAACAGCCACUCAAGUCCCAGAGAAGAUCUAAAUGAAGUAAUAGGAACCCCCAAAACAAUUGACAAAGCAACUAGAAAAAGUAUUUCUGGUUCUCUGCCUCGGUUCAUGACUUCAACUGUAGCCAGCCGCCAAAGGCAAAGCGCUGCAGAAAAAGAAAUUGUUGGAAGAACAAAAAGUUGGCGAUUAGGGACCAGAAGUUCUAUCCAACUCACAGCUUCCAACUCAAUCAGUUACUUGGAUCGCCGUUUCAAACCAAGUCUACUAAAUCCAAACAGGAAAAAACAAAUGACAGAAACAGAUAACACAGAUAGUCCCAAAUGCAAUGGUUCAGAUUCCAAGGCAACUGUUUUGUCAAGAAGCAAACUGGCUACGGAAACAGAUAACACAGAGAGUCCCAAAUACAAUGGUUCAGAUUCCAAGACAACCCUGUUGUCAAGAAGCAAACUGGUUACUUCAUCUGAUCCAAACUUUAGACCACUUAAUCGUCACAGAAGAAGGAUGUCUGAUCUGAUUUAGUUGUGAAGAAAAAGCUUUAGAAAUUUGAAGCUAAUCUUUUGUGGUAUUGUAAAAUUUGUGAGUAUUUUGGUUCUGGGGUUAUAUAUUGAUCUGAAAAUUUUAACUUGUUAUAAAGUCAUCAUAUUCAUACAUAAAGAUUAUAGUAGUGUGAAUUAGACUGGUUGCUUGGUGGGGUGUAUUAAUUAUUGUUUUGCAUGAUUUUCUUGAAAUUGCUGGCUUGCUUAGGCCUUGCUGUGACUGUGAGUGACUGUAAUUAAUUGUUUAACUCAUUUUUGUAGCCCAUAUGUGGCUGAUAACUCUGUUUAAAGUAUUUUAUCAUCAUGUAAUGAAAAAUAACUUCAAGUUUCUGAC